Sceloporus undulatus (fence lizard) is the source of this 4198-nucleotide messenger RNA. RefSeq names its product mitofusin 1 (gene MFN1). Gene Ontology annotation, biological process: mitochondrial fusion; mitochondrion localization. The transcript is spliced from 20 exons. The record is from RefSeq and is a predicted model, not a curated record. The coding region runs from base 346 to 2610 and encodes 754 amino acids. NCBI's taxonomy places the organism in Eukaryota, Metazoa, Chordata, Lepidosauria, Squamata, Phrynosomatidae. Gene Ontology annotation, molecular function: GTP binding; GTPase activity. Gene Ontology annotation, cellular component: mitochondrial outer membrane.
GGGGUGUCUUUUUUCCCUCCCUUGCCCUGAGUAAAGAUGGCGGAGCGUGUGAAGGUUUGGAAGGAAGGCGGAAGUGAAGGCUGAGGGAGAGAAGGGCAGGGAAAGGGGCCAGGCCCAGCGAGCUUUGAGGCGCCGUUGCCAGAGUACUGUACACAGAACUCUCUACUGUUUGAGAUUGCCCCUCCGAUAUUGCUGAACUGCAACUCCCAUCAUCCCAGAACGCAGAUUCCUUAUGUUGCAUACAAUGAAGAAUACAAGCAAACAAGGGACUGACACCCAGUGCUUUUCUAGGUCAGUAGACCCAGGAGGAGUGAGCCUGUUAUUACCAGAUGUUAUUUAGUACUGAUGUUUGCUUUUGGUUUCUUUCCUGCAUGGAGAAGCUGCAUAAUGGCAGACAUCAAUCCCUCUCCAUUAAAACACUUUGUGCUGGCCAAGAAGAAGAUUACAGCCAUUUUUGAGGAGCUGCUGGAUUAUGUUACUGAAGGAACACAUUUUGUUGAAGAAACAUACAAAAAUCCAGAACUUGAACAUAUAGCCACUAAGGAUGAACUGGGAGAAAUACAGGCAUAUAAAAACAAGUUGGCGAUCAUUGGUGAGGUUCUUGCACGACGACACAUGAAAGUAGCUUUCUUUGGCAGGACCAGCAGUGGAAAAAGUUCGGUUAUCAAUGCAAUGUUGUGGGACAAAGUGCUCCCAAGUGGUAUUGGGCAUACAACCAAUUGUUUUCUCAGUGUAGAAGGAACGGAUGGUGAUAAGGCUUACCUCAUGACUGAAGGCUCAGAUGAAAAGAAGAGUGUCAAGACUGUUAAUCAGCUUGCCCAUGCCCUGCAUAUGGAUAAAGACUUGGAGGCUGGUUGUUUGGUGCAUGUGUUUUGGCCGAAGGCCAAGUGUGCCCUCCUGAGAGAUGACUUAGUGUUAGUGGACAGCCCUGGUACUGAUGUCACCACAGAGUUGGACAGCUGGAUUGAUAAAUUUUGUCUAGAUGCUGAUGUCUUUGUCUUAGUUGCUAAUUCAGAGUCAACUCUCAUGAAUACAGAAAAACAGUUUUUUCACAAAGUAAAUGAGAAACUUUCUAAACCAAACAUCUUCAUCCUUAAUAACCGUUGGGAUGCUUCUGCAGCAGAGCCUGAAUACAUGGAGGAUGUACGCAAGCAACACAUGGAGCGCUGUCUGACAUUCUUAGUAAAUGAACUCAAAGUUGUGGAUGCUUCUGAGGCCCGGAACAGAAUCUUCUUUGUUUCAGCCAAGGAAGUUCUUAGUGCUAGAAAGCACAAAGCCCAGGGCAUGCCUGAGUCAGGUGCUGCACUUGCUGAAGGAUUUCAGACACGUUUCCAAGAGUUUCAACAUUUUGAGAAGAUAUUUGAGGAGUGUAUCUCGCAGUCAGCAGUGAAAACCAAGUUUGAGCAGCACACUAUCAGAGCUAAACAGAUCCUAGAUACUGUGAAAAAUAUUAUGGACAGCAUAAACGUGGCAGCAGCCAACCAAAGAGUUCAUUCAAUGGAAGAGCGAGAGGAUCAGAAGGACAGACUGGAAUUUGUACGAAACCAGCUCAACCUGUUAACAGAGGAUAUAAAGAAUAAAAUCAAAGAGGUUACAGAGGAAGUUGCAAACAAGGUGUCUUCUGCCAUGACUGAGGAAAUUUGUCGACUUUCUGUUUUGGUAAACGAAUUUAACUCUGAUUUUCACCCAUCCCCACAAGUCUUGAAACUAUAUAAAAGUGAACUCAACAAGCACCUAGAAGAGGGCUUGGGGAGGAACCUGGCUGACCGUUGCUCCAGUGAAGUCAACAAGUCUAUGCUUCAGUCACAACAGGAAAUGAUUGAAAACCUGCAGCCCCUGUUGCCUCCAUCUGUCCAGAAUAAGCUCCACGUUCUAGUUCCAUGCAGGAAAUUUGAUCUCAGCUACGAUUUGAACUGCCACAGCCUUUGUUCAGAUUUCCAAGAAGAUAUCACAUUCCGAUUUUCUCUGGGCUGGGCUGCCCUUGUCAGUCGUUUUUUGGGGCCAAAAAACACCCAAAGAGUCCUUUUAGCCAUGGCAGAGCCAGCAUUGACAAUUCCUAGAUCUCUUGCCUCCACCCCUUGUGCCCCCAGUGCUCCAGCUCUGACAGCAGAGAAUGCAUCACAGGAGGAGCUCAUGGUCUCUCUGGUUACUAAUCUGGCGUCUCUGACAUCCCGGACCUCCAUGACAGUCAUCAUUGUUGGAGGACUGAUUUGGAGAACUGUUGGCUGGAAAGUCAUCUCCCUUUCUUUGAGUAUGUACGGACUGCUGUAUCUCUAUGAGAGACUCACUUGGACAACCAAAGCCAAAGAACGAGCCUUCAAGCAGCAGUUUGUAAACUAUGCCACAGAAAAACUGCAGUUGAUUGUCAGCUUUACAAGUGCAAACUGUAGUCACCAGGUGCAACAGGAGAUGGCCACAACAUUUGCCCGUCUGUGCCAGCAAGUUGACAUCACUGAGAGAAAGCUAGAAGAAGAGAUUGCGAGAUUGUCCAAAGAAAUUACUCAAUUAGAAAAAAUCCAGAACAACUCAAAGCAUCUACGGAAAAAAGCAGUUCACCUUGAAAAUGAAUUUGACUGUUUUACCAAGGAUUUUCUCCAAAAGAAGAAAUGAAACCUUCACACUUUUCUGAUGCCGUAGGUGCAAUUUAGAAGACGAUAAUGUCAUACCAUCCUCUCGUCACAUGAAUUUUUCAAGCCCCCUUUCUCCUCACCAAGUAUUGCCUCUCUCUCGACAUUUAGGUUAUGAACUGUGCCUGACAACGAGGGGAGCUAAGCAGUAUUUGCUGCUGGGUGAAUCAAUUUUGCAACUUUUCGUAACAGAAAUAACUUAUAUUUAUUGGCACACAUGAAAUUUGGCGAUGUGGAGAAAUAAUAAAUGAGCAAACCUAUAGUAUUUUGUAUGUGUAUUUCAAAGGGUCAACCCUCUCUUUCUGGCAUCCAGGGAGAGAAAUUAAUGAAAUUAGUGCCCCAUCCCCAUGAUUCCUGUGUCAAAAUCUUCUGUUCACUGGAAUUGUUUGUGGGAAUGUGAUCUACUGGCUUUUUUCAGGACUCUUAAAGAGAGCUGAAGUAUAAUGACAGAUUUUUACAUGGGAUGUAUCAGGUACAAAGGCAAAGAGACUAUCAGUUGAGCUUGGCAAGAGACAAAUCCAUCUUUCUCAUCUGACUGAAAGGAAUGAGACUUUCAGCUUUUGCACUGCAUUUUAAAAGCUUUAACAUGCACUCAAGUAGUCCCUUAGUUAAAAUUAGCUAGCAAAUUGUUUUAGCAUGAUAAAUUUAGAUACUAUGUGGGUGCAUAAAUUCUUUUUCCAGUGAGUAAUUCUUUCCUUGAAAUCCAAAGCCAUGUCACAUUGUCAAGUAGCAAUACGGGUGCUAGAUGUGUGUGCGCCACCACAAAAGUUUGUGCAGUAGUGUUCAGUCACAUACAUCCCCACCUACUUAAGUAGGUAUGAGGUACUGUUUUGAGGUCCCUUCACCUCCAAAUUUCAGGUGCAUCAUCCAGCUGAAGUUCUUGUAGGUUACAUAACUAAAAUGGAAGAUUCUGAAUUCCAUCUGAAUUUUAGAUAUUCUUCAGUCCCAGGGAUGUAGAUCUGCCAGCUGUUUCAUGUAUGAAAAAUUGGGGGGGGGGUGUCUUAUGCUGCAUUUUUGCUGCCGUUUCUAAUUGCAGUUAACUAUAUAUAUUGCAGUAUAGUCAAUAUAAGGAAUGAGCUGUGAUAUGGGGAAAAUGCAUAGACAGAGCAUGCUUGUUGACUCUGAAAAUGAUUUAUCUGUGUCUGCCCAAAUAAGGGAUUCUCUGGGAUUUGGUGAGAUUUUGUUUUGUUUUGGGGGGGUCUUCCCAUUGGAAUCUUUGCUCAAGGAUUUCUGCUACAUGCUAUCACAAUUUUAAAUUGCUCAUGUCUCUAUAACUUGGAAGUAGAGUAAGAACAGGGAGUGUGUGGCCUUCUAGAUGCUUUUUGAUUGUGUCUUCCAUCAUCCCUCACUUAAAAUGUGGAGUUCCCCAUCUUCUCCGCUCCUGAAGCAGUGUUAACUUACGUAUUCCUUUCUAGGAAGUGUUUGAGGAAAAUGUGAACUUGCAUGUUUUUAUAACCAAGAUAUGGAGUAACUUUAGUUGUGAAAGAAAUCCUCUUGCUUGUAAUGGUGUUUGAUAAUGAGAAAUCAGACUUUUUAAAAGGGCUAAUAAAUAAAAAUUGCUGGGUUCCUAA